Messenger RNA from Physcomitrium patens, 4205 nucleotides. Its product is annotated as protein IQ-DOMAIN 18. The record is from RefSeq and is a predicted model, not a curated record. Lineage: Eukaryota; Viridiplantae; Streptophyta; Bryopsida; Funariales; Funariaceae. Gene Ontology annotation, molecular function: protein binding.
GGAAGGCUAGAUUCCGUUGCAGCCCGGAUUUGGCCUCGGCGAUGGCGAUGGCGACGGAGUUGUUCAGAAAUCACUGGCGAGAGCAGGGAAGGGAAGGGAAGUAGAGAGCGGUGGCUGCCGACUCCAGAGUUUCAUGAGCCCAGCCCGUAUCCAUCUCAACGCUUGUGCGUGAGUGAGUAGCCACGCCCCACGCGGAGGCGCCACUGGCAUUCAAGGUCGGGAGCGUUAUAGCAGCUCCCCGCGCCCAUUUGCAGCCUGACAACCAUUCAUCAAGUCAAGUCGCGACUUGGUUGCUUUUUCUCGCGGUUCCGUGUUAUCUAUCCCUCAACCCGGACACCAAGCCCCUCACGAUUCACGUUCCCUACUCAUGAGCAAUCAUCCUUCCUUUCCCCAUCGUCGCUCUGGUCGCUAAUCAUGCCUUGCAGAGUCCCCCCCCCCUCCCCCCUCUAUCCCCCGAGAUUUGCUUCCGCAACGCUCGCUGGAACGAACUGCACACACACACAAUUUUCGCGACUCUAACGCAUCCCGUUUUUGAUUUCGCUGGAAUUUUUUGUUCAUGCUUUCUUAAAGUGUUAUUAUAUUUAUUCCUUGAUUUCCUCGUUUAAAAUUUUCUUAUUUAAUUAGACAGAUAAGUAAAGGGUGGGUUUGGGAACUGUCAUGACCAGUCUCUGAAGUUUUCGCAGAUGGGUUCACCAGAUAAAUCUUCUCUGGUCAACUGCAACCAAUCGCAAAGAUCGAUCUCGUUAAAGUCCUGUACAAAUGCUGGAACUUGAAUGAUACCCUCUUGUGCUUGACAGCACUAAAGAGAAGGAAAUGUUUGCAUUUACUCACUCAGCAUUGUCUGUGUUUGUGCCAAUGCAAUGCCACGUGGUUCAUUUUUUUUAUUUAUUUUUAUUUUUUCUUUUCCCAGAUUCGGUAGUAUUGAUUUCAAUGUGCAGGAGAUGUGAAUAUGCUUCAUUGUGUAAUGACAACUGGGCUGAUAAUCACCGUAGCCAGCUUUGUUGUGCCUCUCUCAUGUCGUGACACACUCAUUGUCUCAUAGCGCCAUUACCGAGGUUGCUGGAGUCGCGCAAGGACUGUAAUGGUCGUCACCUCCUUCAUUGCCCUGAGUACGGAUUACGUGGUAGUGGUCGCUUGCGUGUGGUUGGCAUUUUCCAUCUUGCGCAAAGAAAUUGGAUUCCGAGAGCUCGAAGUCUUUCCAUGACUGUGCUUUUGGAUAUUGUGUGUGCACCAUCGUCAUCUCUCUCACAGUUACGUCUGAGCGUGGGAGUUUUUAUGCCCAGUUGAGCUGGGUAUUCCGUCCACGUUGGGUCGCAGAGGAAGCGUAUGUACAGUAACAAUUGGGGUAGUAGAUGGUUCCCCCUGGCCCUGUAAUGUCCGAGCUCCCAGACGUGUGAGACAUGCGUUGAGCAGAAGUGGCAGAGAUAGCACGACUAGCACAUGCCUCUCAUUAUCUGCGACAUUGCCCAGUCCUGCGAUUUGUAUCAGUUCAAGAAGCAACGACUCCACCGACUCUUUUGCCUUUUCUGUCCUGAGCCAUGGUUCUUCGGACCCCGACCUGGCUUGAAUAGGUCACUGAAGGGAAGUCUUUUUACAUCUCGGUGCACACACGUCGGGGAGGCACUGAUUCGUUUUUUCCAAGCCUCAUUUGCGAAGACGGCGGCGCUCGCAGCCUGCCUAGGUUCAUUGGAGGCCAUUUCUUGUCAGCUAAUGACAAUGUGAUACUAAGAGAGAGAGAGUUGGAUGGCGGUCGUUCAGGGUUGACCGCACGGCUUCUGCUUGGGGGAAGCCUUACGACAUUCUUACAACAGUGUCUGCAACAGAGCAGGCGCUGAACAUGUAGCUCAACAGAUGUGACGCGCUCAGCAUGUGGUUCUGGUGUGGAGGGCGGGCCCUGGUAUCUGCUACAUCGGUGUCCUGUGUGCAGUACUUGUUUUGAACUGGCGCCAAACUGGUGGAACUUCGCAGGUUCUGUAUUGUGUCGUUGGUGGAUGAUGUAACAGAGGAUCUCAAUUACUCGUCGCUGCUUACCCAAAUUAAGAUUCCACAUGUCAGAAAGAGUGAUUCCUGCGGGCCAUCUUCAACCACUUUCCAGCCUUUGAGGCUCCAGUUUUCAACGGGAGUGCAGCGUGGGCAUUGCUGCAGCGGAGGAGGUGGUGGAGAAAUGGGGAAGAAGGGAUUAACAUGGUUCAGCGCUGUCAAGAAAGCAUUUCGGUCGCCUUCGAAGGAUAGAGACAAGGACAAGGAUGCUAUCAAAAGUGUGACCAAACUUGUGGACCCAGCUGGAGGCUUCCUCCCAGUGGAAGCGCCUGCGCUUAAAUCGAAGGGUAGGAAGAGAUGGAGUUUUGGCAAGUCAUCGCAUCAGCCAUCUUCCACUGGAACACAGGAUCGCGCAGCAGAGAAGAAGGCUGAAGACUACAGGCUCGUUUCCUACAGGACGCCGGAUUUGUCUCGAGCAACCAGCCGCAGUGCCACUCCCCUGCAUCACAUAGUCUCACACAUUUACUCCCGUGAAGACCUAGCAGCCACAAGAAUACAAGCAGCAUUUCGGGCAUAUCUAGCACGUCGAGCAUUGAGAGCUCUGAAAGGAUUAGUGCGAUUGCAAGCUUUAGUUCGAGGACAUACAGUGCGUCGGCAAGCAACGAUCACACUGCGUUGCAUGCAAGCGCUGGUGAGGGUGCAAGCCCGUGUUCGUGCACGGCGAGUUCGAAUGUCAGAGGAAGGUCAAGCUGUGCAGAGACAAUUACGUGAGCGGAGGCAAUUAGAGUGUCGACCUAGGAGAUCCACGGACGGAGGCUGGGAUGAUAGCACUCAAACCGCAGAGGAGAUUCAAGCUAAAUUACAGAGCAAACAGGAGGCAGCCUUGAAGAGGGAAAGAGCACUGGCAUACGGCUUCUCACAUCAGUUGUGGAGGGCGGACCCGAAUCAGACGUCACAGCUCUACAUAGAUUGCGAGCCAGAUAAGCCGCAUUGGGGAUGGAGCUGGCUGGAGCGGUGGAUGGCAGCGCGGCCCUGGGAAAAUCGCGUCUUCGACACCACGUCCGUUUCGAAGGAUGUGUUCGACAGCUACUCCGUCAAAAGUGCUGAUCAUCACGACUACAUGCCAAGAAAACACGCUGACAAUGGUCCUCGGCUCAACAAACUGCAAACCUCGCACAAAACCAAAGCACCCCCUCCAGUUCAAACAACAUCCUCCAGAACAGAAAUGUAUUCAAUGAACCAUCUUGACCCUCACAACGGCCCAGCCAUGUCGGACUCGUAUGGAAACGGGCAUAUCCACCACAGUCCGAGUACUAUGCAGAGAACCUCAAGUCAGGGAAAUUUCCAUCCUCCGAUAACCCCACCUUCGGCGUAUAUAUCGACCCCAGUGCGCGUACGUUCAGCAAGUCCUCGCACCAGCGUGAGAAGAGAAGACAUCGAAGAAGGGGGAAGCACCAUCUCCGCCACAACAGCUCGGUCUAUGGCUUCUGGCCCCCGAUACGGUAAUCGUUAUAGCAACGCUGGAUCCGUCAUGAGUCGAGACGACAAGAGCUUGGCAAGCUCUCCCUCGGUUCCGAAUUACAUGCAAGCUACGCAAUCUGCCAAAGCUAAGGUGCGCUCUCACAGCACUCCCAAGCAGCGACCCAGAACGCCGGAGAAGGACAAUGCGUGGGCAACGAAGAAACGCCUUUCAUUGCCAAUUUCAGAGAACAUGGUCCCUACCUCGGGACCCAUAAUCCUGCGGCCGUUCCGUCCCACCCCAUAUGCGCAACGCAGCCCCAGUCUUCGCAACGACCAGCGAUCUGUGUCGUCGCUCGGCAACAGCAGUCACCAAGGUGAUGCUACCCCAGCCUCCUCCGAAACAUCAGGUUUGAGGCCACUGUACCGAUAGAUCUUCAAAGAGUAGUUAGUGUAAAUAAGGCAUUGGGUCUGCAAUCCUGUAGAAUUGAGUGAACAAGCUUCAAGAUGGAGGGACACGGUGUUCAUAACGUACGGCAAGCCGCUGUACAAUCCUUUUCUUAGAAGAUGAUUGCUCCCUACACUGAAAUUUGUCGAUGUGUAGCCUGAGUUUCAUCGUCAAUUGAAGGAUCUGAACAGGUGUCAGAGCACUUAGAAGAGCCCCAACGGUAUAACGGUAUGAGAUCUGACAUUUUUUUAGUGUGUGGUUCCUCCGAAAUUGAACACAUGAAUAAAACGAAAACCGUACGCGAUCAGUCUUCGGCCUU